Messenger RNA from Aphis gossypii (cotton aphid), 2368 nucleotides. RefSeq names its product basement membrane-specific heparan sulfate proteoglycan core protein-like. The record is from RefSeq and is a predicted model, not a curated record. The transcript has 14 exons. Gene Ontology annotation, molecular function: cell adhesion molecule binding. Gene Ontology annotation, cellular component: cell-cell junction. Lineage: Eukaryota; Metazoa; Arthropoda; Insecta; Hemiptera; Aphididae. The coding region runs from base 1 to 2274 and encodes 757 amino acids. Gene Ontology annotation, biological process: cell-cell adhesion.
AUGGUAGCAACAAAUCAAAACGGCGAAACUGAUUCACAAAGAGUCACUAUUUAUAUUGAACCUUCCGAAAAUGCCAUAAAUGGAUCAAAUGAUUUAUUGUCGCUGACAAUAGAUCCACCCCAAUAUUCAGGACCUGGUGAUGUUGUACGUCUUCAAUGUACUAUUUCAGACGAAUCUCAGUAUGCAUUAAAAUGGUCAAAAGCAGGAAAUCAACCAUUGCCAUACGGAUCUGAACAAAGCGGUGGUCUUUUGACUCUCAACCGUCUUAAACCCUCCAACUCUGGCACGUACGUUUGCUCAGCAAUCUCAUAUAGGUCUGGAGCAAUUGAAUCAGAAGUCGAAGUACCAGUCAAUAUUGUGCAAAGAAAAAAUCCACCAAGCUUACGCAUCGAACCAGACAGGCAAAUAGUUCCACAAGGUACACUAGCAGAACUCAGAUGUUUGUCAACUACUGAUUCCAAUCUUCAAGUACAAUGGUUUAAAAUCAAUGAAAAUUUAACACCAAAUGUUCAGUGGAUCUUACUACGCAUACCAUCAGCUCAAGUCAAAGACCGUGGUAUUUAUGUUUGUAAAGCUACAAAUGAAGGUGGAACAGCACAAGCAUCUUCUAUUAUCGAUGUUGAACGAAGGGAAGCUCCGACUAUUGAACUAUAUCCAAGUGCUAGACAAGUCGUAACUCUUGGAGGUAGUGUACUAUUCCAAUGCCGAGUAACUGGAGGAAUUCCUACACCUAAUAUAAAAUGGACCAGGCGCAAUGGUGAAAGUUUACCUAGACAGGUGGAAGAGAUUCCACCUGGAGUAAUAAAAAUCACUGGUAUAGAAGCUUCCAGUGCAGGAGAGUAUGUUUGUGAAGCAAGGAACAAUGCUGGCAUGACUUCAGCUAUAGCUAUUCUUGAAGUCCAAUCUCUCCCUGUUAUUAAGUUAAGACCAUCUGGUAUUAUAACUGUACUACCAGGAAAACAAGUUAAACUUCAUUGCCAUGCUAGUGGAAACCCAACGCCUACCGUGACAUGGACUAAGCUUACACAGGGUUAUCCCUCUUACCAGGAAUCUCGCAGUAACACGGGAUCGUCCGAUAUAGUUGAAUACAUUAUAGAUAAUGCUCAACCAUCAGAUACUGGAACUUAUUCCUGCGUAGCACAAAAUUCUGCCGGACCCGUGAAAGACCGAAUACAACUAAUUGUGUCUGACGACGUGAACGAAAUAUCUGGUGGAGAAAACGAAGGAGCAACAAAUACAAAUGAAGAGGAAAAUAAAACAUCUGGACCAUUUAGAGGUGAUAUAGCCGGAAAUGACGAAAAUGGAGGCGUCAUUCCUAAUACAAAGGCCGAAGAUGAAUUAGUGAAUUUGGUAGGAUCUAGAGCAGUCCUCACUUGCAAUGCUGAUGCAACUGCAAUUAGAGAUCGCAUUAAAUUAACAUGGUUGAGAGGUAACCAACUCUCAUUAUCAGAAGAACAUGAUAUUAUCGAUAAUAUGCUAGUUUUAAGAAAUGUUCAGAAAUCGGAUCAAGGACUGUACAACUGUAUAGGUAUUGAAUCCGAUGGAACUGUUGUGUUUAGUCGAUCCAUUACAUUAAGAGUAGUUGAACCUCCAAGAAUUGUUUUGAACCCAACUCGACAAGUAGUUAAACGAGGUGACAACGCUCAAAUUAUAUGCACCGCAGAUGGAGAUCAACCUAUUACUAUUACCUGGUCGAAAUUGUCGAGUCGCUCACUACCACCUACUGUACAGACGAGUGGUGGAUAUUUAAGAUUUAAUGGUAUUACUGAACAAGACGCUGGUAGAUAUUUAUGUAAAGCUGCAAACAACAUUGGUGAAGCUGAAUCUGUUGCUGAAGUCUUAGUGAAUGAUAACUCACGAGAUCGUCCUGCUCCAAUCAUCAGAGCUAUUGAUCGCAACCAAGAAGUAUUCGAAGGUGGAAACACUAAUCUCCGGUGUGUGCUUCCCAGAUCAAGCGAACAAUACACCGUGAAAUGGAGUCGUAACCGAUCACCACUUCCACAUGAUAGUCAAAUACGCGGAGACGUAUUAAGCUUACGAAACUUACGUUUAAAUGACACUGAUCGUUAUUUAUGUAAAGUUGAUAGUCCGUACGGUUCAACUUAUGACUACAUAGAUCUCCGUGUUCUCUCAUCUUGUCUGAUUGACGAGUUCCGCUGUAACGACGGGCGAUGCAUUUAUUAUACACAAUAUUGCGAUGGUAUACCUCACUGUUCCGACGGUUCGGACGAAGAAGAAACGUGUUUGGAGAAGAAAAAUAGAAUUGGUUUGUAAUUAUAUAAUUGAGUAUAUUUAGGUAUAUCUUUUGUUUUGAUUUUUUUCAAUAAAUUUUUGUCAAUUAAAAAAAUAAAAAAUUGUUCACAUAAAA